Molecule: messenger RNA, 2734 nt
Organism: Lytechinus pictus (painted urchin)
Lineage: Eukaryota; Metazoa; Echinodermata; Echinoidea; Temnopleuroida; Toxopneustidae
Product: adhesion G-protein coupled receptor G6-like
Exons: 11
Coding region: 434-2734 (766 amino acids)
Biological process (GO): G protein-coupled receptor signaling pathway; cell surface receptor signaling pathway
Cellular component (GO): membrane
Molecular function (GO): G protein-coupled receptor activity
Source: RefSeq, a predicted model, not a curated record
AUCAUAAAUAGCUGCAGAGCUGAUAGCGGACAGACACAAUCAAGGUCAGAACUCUGUUAGCAGUAAUUCCUUUGGGAUGUUUUGAUGUAUAUUACAUCGUCUACUGUCGCUUACGUUGGUAUGACUUCAAACAUUAAACAUUCAAACAUGUAAAUAUUCUUCUUGAAGUCAGCGGAUAAUACAGAGUACACUAAGAAACUACAUUUUAAAUGUCAACGUUGAGACUAGAAAGAUUUUGCUUCACUGGUCCCUUCUUCAUACAAUUUGGAUUUUAUUUUGGAAGAGCAGACAUUUAGUUGGAAAAACAUACAGACACACCACUUUAAAUAUUUUUUUGACCAAGGAGUAAGUAGUCAAUAUCUAAAAGGACUGAUAUCAAGAUUCCAUUUUCGAUGUCGGAAGGUGCAUCGCUAUGUAGGAGUGUAAUUGCCUGAUGAAAAUUAUGGAACGCUUGACCCCACUUUCGUGUCUCUUGUUCGUCGCCCUGGUCGGAGGCUCGUUGACCACGGAUUGCUCGAGAUCGCCAACGGAACAAUGCUCACAAAAUUUCACAACCAUUGGAUGUCGCCAUAAAGAUUGCUUUAACCCAGUCAUCACCAUAUCUCGACCCAACAUGACCACCCCUCUCUGCGGGAACACAUGCGCGAGUCGUGGUUUCUACUAUUCCGGGCUCGUCAACGGGACCGAAUGCUGGUGUGCCAACUCCCCGCCUUGUCAAGAGGAGAUGUACCGAAUGGAAGAUAACAUUUGCGGUAUGCCCUGUCCUGGAGAUGUCAACGAAUUCUGUGGAGGACAAAAUGCUGUGCAGAUUUACUCGCAUCCAGGUAAACACCCUGUGGUAGGGGAUUGGUGGUUUGAUGGCCCACGCACCAUUACGGAGUGCGAUGCAACCAAUGUCCUCAACAUCGAAGUAGCCAUAUCGGUCACCGGUCACACCCUACAAGGCAGUUGGCAGUUGGACACCUGGAGCACCAAAGACCCAUAUGCAGAUAAACCUCGGAGAUACAACGAGGCUGCCCUAUCCCUUUCCUUGGAGAACGCCUCGACUGGCUCACCACCUAAUACCAUUCAUAAGGAGAUCAGUAUGAUCAUGUGGGACACCAGCAGAGUACCGUCCUGCGCGGAUCUCAGGUUCCUCUGCGUUUGGCUUCGUCGCAUUGAUUUAUCCGUUGACGGUGUUGGCUUUCAGCGCUCAUGUCAUGAAAUCAUCUGUGAGAGUAACCCUCUUCGCUGGGUGAAGUGCUCGAACAAUCAAUGUUCAUGUGAAGAUCGUAUAGUGAACACAUCAGCAAGUGAUGAACGAAAACUUGAUGUCAUUGAAAAGGUCAACAUCACUGAGGAAUCCGUGGGUGAAGUCCUGGACGUGGUCGGGUUGCUGUCCUUUGAUGACUUCAACCCUGAUGAGGUGAUAUCCACAGCCAACAUCGUCCAAGCUGUCAUUUCUUUGAACUCCUCGGAUACAGAGAUAACAAAUGACGUCAUAAGCAUCAUCGACAACCUCAUGAACUCUGAUCCUGAAGCACUCGCUGUGGCCCAGGGAAGGAACCAAUCAAACAGUAGGAUGAUACAGGCUUUGGAACAUCAGCUUCAGUUGGUUGACCUGACCAAGAACAAUGGUUCUUUUACCUCCGUUCAACCAAAUCUAGCCGUUCAAAUCGAAGCGACCACAUCGGAACAGCUUAGAAAAGGCAUCAAAUUCAUCUCACGAAAAUCGACCGUUGAUGACAUACUAACCAACAACGAUAUCGGUCUCCGCUACCACGACGACUCAAUUGACGUCACGGACAUCAGGGCCUCGGCAAGCGUCACAGCGGAAUUCGAAGACGAUCUAGACAAUGAGUCAGAGGAUCCAGACUUCAGGGUCGCAUUCGCUGUUGCCCGCGACCCAUCGUUGUUUAUUUCCGAUGUCGAUGAGCAUGUAGUUGGGACGUAUCGCAAUCGAAAUGGACGACGACGUCCCAACACGCCAGUGAUCUUGGUGACCGUAUACGGGCCAGGAAGAAAGAAGAUAAAAACCGCGAUUACCACAGUAUUUCGUCCUAUUGAGAAAGGCAACAGCUCUGUGAUCAUCGACGAUCCCGUCUGUGUCUUUUGGGAUUAUGAAGCCAGCAAUGGUACCGGAGGCUGGUCUGGCUAUGGCUGUUUCCUCCAGAACGACUCGGACACCGAGAACUUCACGGCGAUUGUCUGCUCAUGUAAUCACACAACCAACUUUGCUGUUAUCAUGAAUUUUCACAGCCCUAACCCAUCUGUCAUCUUCCAAAAGACUUCGAAGUACUUGAGUUGCAUCGGUUGUGGAGUAUCUAUUGGCAGUCUAAUCAUAACAUUGGCGGUUUAUGUACUUUCGCCAAAACUUCGUCAGAAGCAACCCAAUCAGAUCUUUAUGAGCAUAUGUCUGUCUCUGCUCUUCCUCUACGUCACCUACAUCAUGGUAGUCAUACUCAACCAACAACGGCUCGUCGUUGUCGAAUCCGAAGUCGACCUCGGCGAUGAGAAGGAUGUUGAGAUAUGGUGCUUUUGCCUCGCUGCCCUGAUUCAGUACUUCACACUGACAUCUCUUGUAUGGAUGGGCGUUGAAGGUGUUAACAUGUACCAACUCUUUAUAAAGGUCUUGAAUGCAAGGAUCCCAGGCUUUAUGGCAAAGGCUUCUCUCGUUGCAUGGGGAUUACCAGCCACUAUCGUCGUUGUCACUGGGGGGAUUGCUCGCAGGAAUUACGUCGACCCAGAUCUGUAA